AUGCACGACGAGUCUGUAAUCGUCGAAUGUCUCCGUGACAUAAGCACCCUCGAAGACAUUGAAAUCCACGCAAAACCUUCAAGCCACCCUGUCUCCCGAUUAUUCCUCGCACUUUUAGCGCAUUUCCGGUUCAGCGGACGCAUAGAGCAUUUGGAAGAUGGUUUUGACGAGGCGUUAUGUGAAGCACUUCAGAUCCGACGCGGGUCUGCUGCUGCUGAGAGCAUGCUACAACCACUGCUGUCAUACCAUGUCCGAGGCACGCCCAUAGACCGUUACGAUCAUUAUCGCAUGACCACGCCCGGAGUCAAGGAGAGGCUAGAAGAAUUGGUGCGAGGCGGCCUUCGAUUGGAUAUUAUAUUUGGAUGGACUUCGUGGCUACACUCCCGUAGCUCGCUCGAGUUGUAUAUCUAG
Psilocybe cubensis is the source of this 411-nucleotide messenger RNA. RefSeq lists its product as uncharacterized. The transcript is spliced from 2 exons. Bases 1 to 411 code for a protein of 136 amino acids. Lineage: Eukaryota; Fungi; Basidiomycota; Agaricomycetes; Agaricales; Agrocybaceae. The record is from RefSeq and is a predicted model, not a curated record.